Molecule: messenger RNA, 1747 nt
Organism: Malurus melanocephalus (red-backed fairy wren)
Lineage: Eukaryota; Metazoa; Chordata; Aves; Passeriformes; Maluridae
Gene: GHRH
Product: growth hormone releasing hormone
Exons: 7
Coding region: 281-799 (172 amino acids)
Biological process (GO): positive regulation of cell population proliferation; growth hormone secretion; positive regulation of multicellular organism growth
Cellular component (GO): perikaryon; terminal bouton; extracellular region
Molecular function (GO): growth hormone-releasing hormone activity; peptide hormone receptor binding; neuropeptide hormone activity
Source: RefSeq, a predicted model, not a curated record
CAGAGGAUAAUUGAUUCUCUGACGCGUGGAAGCCCACAGGACUCCUGAGGGAGCUCAGGUAUAAAAGGCAGAGAUGCACAUCCCUGGCAGCCAGAGGACACUGGGGGAGAUCYGGGAGUGUUCUCCCUGCUCAGCACGAGUCCGGGUCCUGCCCGGCACCCAGCGGGCUCACGGAGCAGCUCCAGAGGAGAAGUUGGAUUUGCAACCGGGGAAGGAGCACCUGGGCAGCACCUGAGAAGCGCUUGUUUUCUACGGGAACGGUGACUCCAAGGGGUGGAAGAUGCUGGAUAAGGCCACCCUGCUCCUGUUCCUGCAUUUAGUCACAUGCUCCAUCUCCUCUCCUCUCUACCCAGCUCUCAGGUACAGCCCAGGGCCSGUUGCUGGCAAGGCCAUGAACUUCCAGCUGCAGCACAGCAGCUCCUUGCAGAGCCAUAACCCCUUGGCAGAGGCACAGCACGAGGAGGGUUUGUUAACAGACCCCACUGAGAAAAGGAUGCAGCGCCACGCUGAUGCCAUAUUCACCGACAACUACCGGAAAUUCCUGGGGCAGAUUUCCGCCCGAAAAUUCCUACAGACCAUCAUUGGCAAGAGGCUCGGAAGCAGCAAGAGCAGCCCAGGAGAAGGGGUGCAGGAAUUCCUGAGCAGGCGCCAGUCUGACAGCAUCCUGAUGGACAGCCAAUACCACCAGCAGAUGGUACUGAGGGACUUCCUGGGAGCCAUCCUGCACAGCCAAAGGCCUCACGACAUGGACAGCAGUUGGUUAGAAGGCUUUCCCAGCACCUUGGCUAAGCUCAUGUAAAUACUCCUCCUUUUUCCAUCUCCCCAUGCUCUGAAUAAUUCAGAGCUCAUGGACCAAACUGUACAGUGAGCCCUUCAGAGCAGUGAAGACACUCCCAGAUGUGAGCAGCUGGAAACUGAUGCAUACACUCCUCAGAUCUGAUCAAAGGAAUGCAGCACUGAUGCACUACUUAAUUUGCUCCAGCCUUUACAAUUUAACUCCCCUCUUGAAAUACUGCUCUGUACUGAAUCAGAAAAAAAAAAAAAAAAACCCUCUGUACUUUAACCUCAGGCUGCUUUACACACAGAGACUGAAACAACUGAUACACUUGUAAUCCUGGRGACAUUCUGUCUAUUCAUUAAGGUUUGAAAUCACAAAGUGUAGCAAAAUUUCUGCCCAGUCAUCAUUCUGUUUGAGGGCCUGAUUAAUAAAUAUGAGGCCACCAAAAGGCACCUUUAGGCAACUUAGUAAAUUGAUUACAGCCUCCUCUAAACUGAUGCUGAUGGCACAACCACACACAGCAGGGAUCAGGGUGAGGUGAGACAUGAAUCCACMCAUCUCCCAUUCACUGGAAAUGCUGCCCUGGGCUGCUGCUGCCUGAUUCCCUGACACAGAGCCCUGGCAGCACAAUGAACACUGCAAAGCUCAGCUAUGGUUACUGCUCAGCCUUGAGGAGCUCAAACUGAAGCUACAGCUCUGCCAGAGCUAAAGGAGGUCCCUGUGCAUCAGAUUGGGCUGUCACUGUCUCAACUCRACAUCCUGUUGAGUGCCACUCCUCUGUGGCUACAGUUAUAACUGUAAAUGUUAUUAAAAGAGUAAGUUAUAAGCCCAGUGGUCUUAUACCACCACGUCCUCCCUCUCACCCCAAUCCCCCUAUUGUUUGUGUAAUAAUUAUGUCUUUAGAAAUGUAAAUAAUACCAGGAUGGGUCUGCUGUUCCAUCAGCAGUGGGAAAUAAGAGUUGUUCUAAA